Messenger RNA from Ilex paraguariensis (yerba mate), 225 nucleotides. The record is from the annotation of a GenBank genome assembly. NCBI's taxonomy places the organism in Eukaryota, Viridiplantae, Streptophyta, Magnoliopsida, Aquifoliales, Aquifoliaceae.
CUCUGCGCCAAUGAAACCAUAAAAAUUGAUGAGUCAACGUUCAGUGUUGGAGAAGCGACGUCUGAAGAUGAGCUUUGGGCUGCUGCGUAUCUACGUGUUCGAACUUUCUAUGACUUCCGGGAAAGUUUCGGUAUCAAAGGAGAAGUUACCGCGGCUGGCGUUAUUGGACUGCCAGACGACGGAGUUGGCGGAGCCGUUGAAGAGCUGGAGGUUGCCGUUGGGUAG